Molecule: messenger RNA, 4071 nt
Organism: Clupea harengus (Atlantic herring)
Lineage: Eukaryota; Metazoa; Chordata; Actinopteri; Clupeiformes; Clupeidae
Gene: lmbrd2a
Product: LMBR1 domain containing 2a
Biological process (GO): adrenergic receptor signaling pathway
Cellular component (GO): membrane
Source: RefSeq, a predicted model, not a curated record
CGUGCAGCUUCAGAUUACGUAAGACUUCCCAGGUUCAGAGGCAACACUUGCGUUGCCUUUUGACACGCAAUGACAUCUAGGAAUAGAAAUGGGGUCUGGAUUUUGUCACUGGGAUCUAUGUAACAGAGACAGGAUUUGUAAGACCUAAUUUGCCUAUUUGAAUAUUUUACCAAAAUCUCGGAUAAGGUGUAUUGAGUGAUGGCUUCACUCGAUUUGAUAUGACUGCAUACACAGCUCAUCUGACAGAAUGAGUGGUGUGGCAUUGGGCAUCGAGAUUGUGGUGGUGUUUUUCCUGGCACUGUUCCUUCUCCAUCGCUAUGGAGACUUUCGUAAGCAGCAUCGGAUGGUUUUGUUUGCCACCCUUCUCGCCUGGUUUCUUUGCUUCUUGAUCGUUUUUAUAUUGCCUCUGGAUGUCAGUACGAGUAUUUAUAACCAGUGCAAGAUAAAUAACAACAAGGAAAAGGCUGCAGUCCCACCUACAGAAUACUCAAAUCAGUCGUCCAAUUCUUCUGCUCCAACGACAAGCCCCAAAGAAGUCUGUCAUAAGCCUUGGAGCUACAUACCUGAUGGAAUUCUACCUGUGUUCUGGCGAGUAGUAUACUGGACCUCACAGUUUUUGACUUGGUUGCUCAUCCCAUUUAUGCAGUCUUAUGCCCGUUCUGGAGGGUUUUCCAUCUCGGGGAAGGUGAAGACGGCUCUGAUUGAGAACGCCAUCUACUACGGCACAUACCUGCUCAUCUUCUGCUCGCUGCUGAUCUAUGUGGCCGUGAGCCCCAAACUCCACCUCUCAUGGACUCAGCUGCGAGUCAUUGGUAUCACAGCAGCCAACACCUGGGGCUUGUUCCUGCUCGUGCUGUUGCUGGGCUAUGGCUUGGUGGAGAUCCCGCGCUCCUAUUGGAAUGCCUCCUGUCACGGUCACCUGCUAGCCAAGACAUACUUCAAGGCCUCCAAACUGAUGACGGAGAAGGCUGACGCAGAGGAGAAUCUGGAGGACGUCAUGGAGGAUGUGAGGAAUGCCAGUGAGGCUAUCAAGUAUAAUAACCCUCUUAGGAAGUGCAUUGACACGGUUUUAAGAAAGUGCCCUACAGACUACCAGGAGAAAAUGGGCAGGAACAUGGAUGACUAUGAGGACUUUGAUGAGCAUGGUAACCCGUGUCCCAGCAAAAGGAGCCUGGUGAAGCUGCACAAACAGGUGAUCUAUGCAGUGCAGCGGCACAAUCGCACCCAGGUCCAGUGGCAGAUGCUUCUGGAGGAGGCAGUCCAUCUGGAGGACGUGGCCAAGAACGAGGCCAGUGUCGCCCAUCAGUUUGUGCACAGCUUCCCCUCCUCGGAGCCUCCAGGAUGGAUCAGUAGAUACUUCUAUACUCCCACCAUAGAGUGGUACUGGGAGUGCAAGCUGCGGCACUGGUUCUACAGGGGGCUGGCCGUGAUCCUGAUGUUGGUCUCCGUGGCGGUGGUCUGGUCCGAGUGCACCUUCUUCAGCACCCAGCCCGUCCUCUCCCUCUUCGCCGUCUUCAUCCAGCUAGCCGAGAAGGAGUACAACUACUUCUACAUAGAGAUGGCGUGCUUCUUCACAAUUUUUUACCUGUGCUACUGCGUGUACUCUACUGUGUUCCGCAUCCGAGUCUUCAACUACUACUACCUGGCCUCGCACCAUCAGACGGACGCCUACAGCCUGCAGUUUAGCGGCAUGUUGUUCUGCCGACUGACCCCGCCCCUCUGCCUGAACUUCCUGGGACUGAUUCAUAUGGACACCGCCAUCUCUGGCCAACAGAGAGAGCAGACUGCCUACACUACAAUCAUGGGAUCCAUGAAGGUUCUCUCAUUCAUCGCUAAAGGAUUCUACAUCUACUACCCCAUGCUCAUCCUGCUACUCUGCAUUGCAACCUACUACAGCCUGGGGACGCGCUGCCUGAAUAUGCUGGGCUUCCAGCAGUUCAUGGGGGAGAACAACAUGACCACGGACCUGGUGGACGAAGGCAGGGAGCUCAUCAGGAGAGAGAGGAGGAUGCGACAGAGAACAGAAGAUGGAGAGAUCCGCAGGAGAGAAUUUAGGGAACGGUACAGGGACCCACAAGAGAAGUAUGCCAGCCGGAACAGGAACUCCUAUUCAGAACUGAAGGAGAACAACGAGUCCGUUAUGAACAGCAGUGCAUUUGCUCCAGCGUCCAGGAGAGACAGGAGUGACCAGACUGAACUCCUGCAGGAUGCUGAACCUUUAGACUUCAAUGCAGAGGAGAUAGUGGAGACCGAUGACCGCAGGUACACUGGAGGUCGCUAUCUGUCCACGUCAUUGUCUCGUGGUCGCAUAUUUGAUGACGUCUGACUGAAGUGUAGAUCAGAACCAGAGGAGUGAGAGACUUUCUUCACUCUGACCCUAUGAGCGGACAAUGGACAAAAAGGACCUUUAACUGACUGGGUGUCACCAGACUGGGCUGCUGGUCUUUGUGGGGUUUUGUUGAGCUGUUUUCUAGUAUUUUUGUUGUCAUUGUGUUUAUUUUGGGGUCUUCACAGUCGUGUAUGGUUUUAACCAGCGGAGGGCACCAGCAUUACAAAGGGUUGAUCCCAUUUCUUUCACUACACGGAUGAAUGAGUGGAGCUUUUUGAAAAGGGAACAAGUAUAUUUUUAUGUAAAGGGAUUUAUUAAGUAAUUACGAAAGGGCUGGUUUUGAACACACUAUUUCAGAGACCCCAAAUUAUUAUGAAUGUUUUGUUUGCCUACAAGAAAUGUAAUGUCAUUUAAAACCUCUAGCGAAGAGUCUGUACUGGAAUAUUUAAAAGUGGCACUUUAUCUCUCUCAUUUGGACAUGUAAGUCGCCAUGCCAAUAAUAUUAUCCUUAAAGGCACAGUCUACGAUUCUGGCAAAAGGUUGUUGAUAAUGAGGCUCAACAGCCAAUCAAAUUCCCCUCCUGUGCUCCUGAAGCCUCGUGUUGAUUGACAUGAAUAGUGUAUGGCUUGGUGCAACCCACUUUUUUGUUUCCCAUUUACAGAGCCAAGACUGUACAAACACUUUUAUUAUUAUUAUUUAUUUUUUGAGCCCACCCAUAGAACGGCCAGCAAGACGACUGUGAGGAGCAAUUAGCUGUAUUUACCAAAAUUCAGUAUUGGAUUAGAAUCGCAGACUGCUCCUAUAAAGAAGAAUAGGGAAUUAGGGCAACCUUUGGUUAUAAUGAUCUCUUGGUUUGUUCAAUGGAGCAAAUACAUAAGAUUAUUGUUCCAGCUCAGAUACAAAAGGUAGAACUGAAGCAGCUUUGUAAAUAAUCAUCUCUGGCUCCAUUAGUGUUUCCUUUCUUAUCAACAUUAUUUUGUGCUUCUUUUUUUGUAUUUUAACAACAUUAACAAAGCCUUCUGUGCUAGAAGUUUCUGUAUUGAAGUAAGAGAGCGCCAGUCACCACCUGCCCCUGUCUCGCCCCCACCCCCCGGUGUUGUGCAGCCUACCCAUGGCACCACAGGGCCUUCCAACACAACAAGAAGCAGUGUGACCUUUGACCUCAGGGAUAGCUAGCUUUAGCCCAAAAAGGGUCGUCCCCCCCUUACACACAUACUUCCUCUUCUGCUUGCUUCCUUGUAGGUGUGCCCUGCUGCCAUUCAACUGUUUGCUGGCACACAGUUCCAUGUCGGUGUGAGCAGGUGAAUCAGUGAUUUACCCACCGCACAGGCCUGUCUGAUCCUAGAACAGUGUUAAGUGAUAUCUGGGUGCGUUUCACCGGUGUUUGUUCGGGGGCUGCCAGUGCCUUGAGAAGUUCCUAGUGGCAGAAUUGAUGUAAAGAGACACUGGUUCAGUUUAGUGACUGGCCAGACUAUUUUUGCAAACCCAUUCCUGUUGCAUAUCAUGUAUAUUUUUUAUUAACUUCCCCCUUUUCUUUGAUCGUCACUCGGUCUGACUUCUGGCUUAUGUAUUUUUUUCUUCUUGAGGAAAUUUGUGUAAAUCAAGGAUGCAGUGUACAGUGUGUGGUUGAUGGUAUUUAUGAAUUUUAAAAAACACCUCAGAAAGAAAACCCUUCUGUGUCACGUGACAUUUGUUUAUUUAUUUCCAUCUUUUGAAUACCUCGAAUAAAAAACUAAAAUGGA